This is a messenger RNA of Psammomys obesus (fat sand rat), 351 nucleotides long. Its product is annotated as seminal vesicle secretory protein 6-like. NCBI's taxonomy places the organism in Eukaryota, Metazoa, Chordata, Mammalia, Rodentia, Muridae. The record is from RefSeq and is a predicted model, not a curated record. Bases 1 to 351 code for a protein of 116 amino acids. The transcript is spliced from 2 exons.
AUGAAUCCCACCAGCUUCUUCCUCCUUACAUUGCUCCUCGUUCUGGUGACAGAAACAGCAGGGAGGAAACCCCGUGAAAAAUUCUCACAAGUAUUUGAAGAAAGUUCUAGUGAAGGCACUCAAAUUAUUUCACCGGGGGAAAGAAGGGGAUCAAGUUCUUCCCAGGAUGACAACAUCCCAUAUGAGCCCUUGAUAAAAGAAGAAAAAGUCCAACUAUUCUACAGGGAAAAAAAACAUAACAAAAAUGCUGGUGAUGGUGGUGAUGGUGAUGGGAAGAGUGACUUGGAACUAGAGAGGUCUUAUAUACGGAAAAAGGAAAAGCAACGGUUUGCACAAGAGGUAGAUAAAUAA